Marasmius oreades (fairy-ring Marasmius) is the source of this 2652-nucleotide messenger RNA. RefSeq lists its product as uncharacterized. The record is from RefSeq and is a predicted model, not a curated record. The coding region runs from base 256 to 2574 and encodes 772 amino acids. Lineage: Eukaryota; Fungi; Basidiomycota; Agaricomycetes; Agaricales; Marasmiaceae. Gene Ontology annotation, biological process: carbohydrate metabolic process. The transcript is spliced from 14 exons. Gene Ontology annotation, molecular function: alpha-L-fucosidase activity.
GCGCUACCAUCUUCUCGGAAAAACCACUGACAAUCGCAAAACUUGGAGCUUGGAGCUUGGGACCUGAUAGAAGAGAAGACCUUCAGAUCAUUAUGGCUCAUGAUACCUUGAAGCACACGGUCCUUUCAGCCAACCGACAUCCUAUUUCGAGCCACACCUCAGCAGACCUAGUACCAUCCGAGGUUCCCGCUCCUAGUAUAAGUAUAAGUAUAUGGCAUAUGUGUACUAGCUUGACCGAGCUCUGACGCACCGAAUAUGGGCUUUAAACCAUUAAAGCUGGCCAUAGCGCUGACAUGUUUGGCCCAUGUUCAAGUCCAAGCGGCCACGACGAUGUGGUUUAACAAAACCACGAUCAUUCCAAUUGGAAAUGGGCGUCUCGGUGCUGAAGUAUUUGGGCAGGUCCCUAAUGAAGUCUUAGUCCUCAACGAGGAUCACAUCUGGUCUGGCUCUAUGAAUGAUCCCAAUAACAAGAAUUGCCCGCGGGCACUUCCAAGCGUUCGGGAAGCAAUAUGGAACGAUGAUCUCGCUACCGCACAAAAUACCGUUGAUGCCAGUUGUAUGGCCAAUCCGAUCAGUCAACAAGUCUUCCAAACUGCCGGGAACUUGACCUUGGCAUUCCCGUCUGUCACAACGUCCUCUAUUACUGCCUAUAAUCACACGUUGGACCUUGCAACUGCUAUUGCGACUACGACCUACACAACACGAGAUGGUGUUCAAUUCACCCGAACCUCAUUCGCCAGUCACCCCGACAACGUGAUUGUUAUGAAGAUCUCCGCCAAUGUUACCGGGAAAGUAGGAUUCGAAGCCAAGUUUACCACACCCAUGGAUACACCUGCAUUCUCUGCAAGCGGAAAUUCAUUGACUCUAACAGGGCGUGGAGUGAAGCACACACUUCCCGUUUCUAUCACGUUUCUUGCCCGCGCAGAAAUCUCAGUUGUCGGCGGUUCAGUUCAACCUGGAGGAAAUGGAGAUACUCUCGUUGUCGCCGGUGCAAACGAGGCUGUCAUAAGAAUUGCCAUUGAUACGAACUAUGUCCGGUAUAACGAUAUCUCAGGCAAUCCUGAAGCGAAAGUUUCGGGAACGUUAGCUGCGGUGAGGAACAAGACCUGGCAGGAAUUGAGAGACGCACAUGUGGAGGAUCAUUCGGGGUUGUUUGGGAGGGUUGAUAUUACUUUAGGAACACCCACGAAAUCCACCUAUCUACCAACCGACAUUCGGAGGACCCUCCCUGGCGGCGCUGAUGCAGACGCGGAUCUGUUCGCUCUCUAUGCUCAGUAUGGGAGAUACCUGGGAAUCGCCUCGUCUAGGAAGACAGAACCUUCCAAUCUUCAGGGAAUUUGGAACCAAGAAACUAAUCCCGAAUGGGGAAGCAAGUACACGUUGAACAUCAAUCAACAAAUGAACUCGUGGCUCUCAGAGCCUCUCAACAUCGCGGAAACCCUCGAUCCUCUCUGGAAUCUCAUCUCCGAGCUGGCUGAACGGGGAAAAGUUACCGCUCUUGAGGAAUACAACAUCACACGAGGUUGGAUAGGCCACCACAACACGGGUAUCUGGCGAGAUUCCGCCCCAAUCGAUGCUGCGUAUUACGGGAUGUGGCCUAUGGCUCCAGCGUGGUUAAUGCUAAAUGUGUACGAACACUACAAAUUUGAGCCAGACAAUGUCGACUGGGUCAAGAACUUCGCCUACCCCCUGAUGAAAGACCUAUGCGAAUUUUACCUAGAUUUAUUAGUUGUUGCGCCGAAGAACGUUGAACCUCAACAGUAUCUCGUGACGAAUCCAAGUAUGAGCCCUGAGAGUGGGAUUGGAACUUACAAUGGCACUCAGGUGUCGUUAAGCUACGGAUCGACAAUCGACAAUUCACUCCUUCGAGACUUGUUCAACCAUACCGUUGAAUUUGCUACCCUGCUGGGUGUCGAUGGGGAUUUUUCAGCAAACUUAACGUCUACCAUGAGACGGCUCAUGCCAAUACGCAUCAAUUCGAAAGGUCAAAUUCAGGAAUGGGGUCGAGAUUACAAUUCAAAGGGCUCCGACGCUCACAUCAGUAACUUAUAUCCCCUGUUCCCCUCCGCUCAAAUCGACCCACGCUUAAACACCACCCUCGCACAAAUCGCCAAUGUUACGUUGAAUGGCCGGGGUGAUUCAUUUAACGGAUGGCCAACUGCCUGGAGAGCGAACUGUUACGCGCGGUUGUUGGAUGGGGAGAAGGCGUAUUAUUUCAUGAAGAGGCUGUUGAGCCUCUACUCGUAUGACAAUUUGUGGUCCGCCAACCUCGUGUUCCAGAUCGAUGCAAACUUUGGUGGUGCGAACGCUGUUGCGGAAAUGAUUCUCCAAAGUCAUAAUGGGGAGGUCCACCUCUUGCCCGCUAUACCGUCUGCUUGGGCUUCGGGGAGCGUGAAGGGCUUUAGGGUCAGAGGCGGGUUCACGGUCGAUAUGACUUGGAGCGGUGGCAAAUUGGAGAACGCUGUGUUCAAGAGCACAUCGGGGACCGCAGCUAAUGUGAGAUACAAGGACAAGGUGGUUCGAUUGAACCUUUCGAAGGGAGGACAAACGACGUUGGGUAUUUCGGACUUUUAAAUCUUGUUUAAACCUUCUUAUGAGUUGGAUAAGUAUCAGCUCAGUUUAUGACAGAUGAACAAUAUAUUUGAUUCCCGG